AUGCCCCCCGCCGACGACGACAUGCCAUCGACCUUUACCCAUCCCAUCCUGUCGCCAUCGCCUACCGCGGGUCCUCAGGACAGUCGCCCUGGAUCUGCUCGUCGGCCUUCGCUGGGACUGCUCUCGGGCCAGAACGCAGGCGACAGAAUCGGGUCGUUGCUGUCGUCGCGGGCCCCGUCCUCCGCUUCCGACGUCGGUGGCUCGCUGCUUCGAGAUUAUGCCCGCAACAUCGAUCCAUCGCAGACGGAACACGAGAUUCAUGUGAGCGAUCCGGCCGCAGAGGAGCAGCCGGCUGGCGACACGCAUCCUCCGGCCGACGAGGAACGUCCCAGCGACGCGGUGGAAUCCGCUCCCACGUCGCCUUUCUUGCAACUGCGCUCUCCCAAGUCGUUUCGCAAACACCGCCAGAACACGCUGUCGACCGAUUCUGUUCCGCGCCAAACCAUCAUGAAGGCCCUUGCGUCGCGACCGCCCAUGUCCAAUGCCCCGUCCAUGCCGCUGGCGGCUUCUUUGACGGGGCUGCUCAACAGUAACAACCAGUCUAAUAAUAAUAACUCUGGUGAUGAGAUCGAGAAGGACGGCACAUACAGCAAUUCUUCCUCCCAGCGACUGUCUGCGGCCUUGUCCAACCUGCAGUUGUCGGGAUACACGGACAAGACACCAUCGACAGCUCGCUUUGCUCUGAAGUCCCCUUGUUUUUUCCACCAGCGCUUUGACGACGCGGUCAACAUCCAAAAGGUCCUCGAAGAGAUUGCAGACGACGAAUGGCUGUCGCAUUCCCGUCUCGUGCAGACCGCGACCGGGGUGAGAGAGGUUUCGAAGCAGCUCCAGCGCCGGCCCAUCAAGCGCGCCGUGAAGAAUGUCAUGAUCGUCACCAAGGCGCGGGACAACAACCUGGUCUACCUGACCCGCGAGCUGGCCGAAUGGCUGCUCAGUACGCCCCGGUAUGGCAGUGAUCUCGGCGUGAACGUGUAUGUGGACGCCAAGCUGCGCAACUCGAAGCGAUUCGACGCGGCAGGUCUGCUGGCCAAAGAGCCUCGAUUCGAGACCAUGCUCAGGUACUGGACGCCCGACCUCUGUUGGACAUCGCCCGAGAUAUUCGAUCUGGUGAUCACCUUGGGUGGGGACGGCACGGUCCUCUAUACCUCCUGGCUCUUCCAACGCAUCGUGCCGCCGAUUCUGUCCUUUUCCCUCGGCAGUCUCGGCUUCCUGACCAACUUCGAGUUUGCAAAGUACAAGGAACAUUUGAACAACGUGAUGGGCGAUGUGGGGAUGCGCGUCAACCUGCGUAUGCGAUUCACCUGCACGGUGUACCGUGCUGAUCGGAGCAAGGGCGCCGCGCCGGGUGAUGUCGAAGAGUGCGAGCAGUUUGAGGUGCUGAACGAGCUGGUCAUUGACCGCGGGCCUUCGCCGUAUGUGUCGAAUCUCGAGCUGUACGGAGAUAAUGAACUGUUGACUGUCGUCCAAGCGGACGGGUGCAUCUUCUCCACCCCUACAGGCUCAACUGCUUAUUCCCUCUCCGCUGGUGGCUCUCUCAUUCAUCCUUCGAUUCCCGGAAUCCUUCUCACUCCGAUCUGUCCUCACACCCUUUCCUUCCGUCCCAUGGUCCUCUCCGACACGAUGCUGCUUCGUAUUGCGGUGCCCCUCUCAUCUCGCUCGAGCGCCUAUUGCUCGUUUGACGGCAAAGGGCGGGUGGAGCUCCGCCAAGGCGACUACGUCACCGUGGAGGCUAGUCAGUAUCCUUUCCCAACCGUCGUCUCUGGCGGAGGGGAGUGGUUCGAGAGUGUCCGCCGGGCCCUGCGGUGGAACACGCGGGGUGCGACGCAAAAAAGUUGGAGUGGGAAUGUCGAGGGCGCUCCUCCCGACGAAGAGGAGGAGACCGAGUUCGACAUUGACUUUGACACUCCGGCCACGGGCACCGAUAGCGGCUUUGGACCGAGUGAGGACGGCGAUGCAGGCAGUCCGAUGAGACGCCAAAUGAGCCUGCUGAACAUGUAG
Molecule: messenger RNA, 1998 nt
Organism: Rasamsonia emersonii CBS 393.64
Lineage: Eukaryota; Fungi; Ascomycota; Eurotiomycetes; Eurotiales; Trichocomaceae
Product: NAD(+) kinase
Exons: 2
Coding region: 1-1998 (665 amino acids)
Biological process (GO): NADP+ biosynthetic process; NAD+ metabolic process
Molecular function (GO): NAD+ kinase activity
Source: RefSeq, a predicted model, not a curated record